UCAACUCUCCAGGUAACGAACAACGAGCUUUGAUAACUGGCAGCAAUACCGAGGUGAUGUUACUGGACAACAAAACGUUGGUCCUGAAAAGCCUUGCAAAGACUGAUGAGAAUGACGCUUUCGAUGGGUCGUAUUUAGACCAGAUGAGUGUUAGCGAUGGCUUGAGUGACAUGGCAUCCUUAGUGAGCCGCAACGAUCACGUGAGAGACAUUGGAACAUCGGUCGACGAAUUGGGCAAGAAAUUCCCGCGGAAAGCGUAUUCGCGGAGCGCGAGCUCGGCGAGUUCAAGUUACACUCCGCGUGGAAGACGCCUCAAGAAAAGCGUGACGUCGCUGUCCAUAUGGAGUCUUCAGUCCGUUCCAAUGAGCCCAACGUCACCGGCGGACGUCGAAAUCGGGGAUAUGAUGCCAGUCUAUACAUCGUUUCGCGAUGCACACGGUUACUCGGCUUUGAGUAAUUUACGGAGACAACGAAGUAUCAACAGAGAUAUUGAAUCGCGAAUCGGUGGAUUUAAUCAAUCGUUCGCCAUCGUUGGACCACCAAUCCCAGAAUCCCGUCCACUGUCCUUAGACCUGGCUGAAAGUCACACAUCGGGAUCAUCUGCCCUACCGACCCCCUCCCCUCUGGAGCAUCAAUAUGGCAGAAAAGUGAAGACCGCGAGUUCCGCCAGAGGAAACGAGUUUUUGGGAUUGACAUUGCCCUGUGAACUAACCGACUUCUUCAUGGUUGCCGAAUCUCAGUUCAAAGGAUCGUGGGCUGCGAAUUUUAAUGGUAUUUCCACAAGUAUACCGCAGGAAUCAACGAUUCCGGAGUCUGAAGCGACAGACAUUCUAAAAGGAAAAGCAUCGCAUGAUGUCACGCAUUGUCUGUCGUGUAUGGACAUAUCCAAUGUCACCGGUCUACAUCACGUUGUCCGGCAAGCAUCAAUAGAGUCAAAUGAAGCCGGCUCGGCCGGUAAGACUGACUGCCCUGAUAAAAUUGUGACUUUGCCCAACGGACCCACAAAUAGCGAGACUCCGUCUUCUGGAAGCGUUCUGGAAAAAUUCCUCAAGGGCAAACGAGGUGAAGCGAUCACUUCAAAGGAACGAAGUUUGAUUAAGCGAGAAAUCUUGAGACUGGUUGUGAAUUUGAGCAGUGCUGUGACAUCCAAGUCACAUCAACAGUCUCUUCGAAGUUGGAAAGAAAACGUGCCACAGAUGUUUGAAGAUCUUUGUUUAUACAGUCAGGUGAUUGAACAAAUGAGUUUGUAUAAUUACAAGUUGACCAUGCGAAGAUUUAUCCAAUCCUUUUUUGAGCCAGUGAAAUUUACUCAGCUGUUGGACCAAGCAGAUGCAAUAAUUAAGAAACACAGCAGUUAGAUAAAAUUGAAAACAAUUCAGCUAGGCUGUUUAAAAUAAACUGCGUUUUGCCGCUUAUCAUAUGUAUAUUUCGUUCA
Messenger RNA from Dendronephthya gigantea, 1435 nucleotides. Its product is annotated as rapamycin-insensitive companion of mTOR-like. Lineage: Eukaryota; Metazoa; Cnidaria; Anthozoa; Malacalcyonacea; Nephtheidae. Bases 57 to 1358 code for a protein of 433 amino acids. Gene Ontology annotation, cellular component: TORC2 complex. Gene Ontology annotation, biological process: positive regulation of phosphatidylinositol 3-kinase/protein kinase B signal transduction; TORC2 signaling. The record is from RefSeq and is a predicted model, not a curated record. Gene Ontology annotation, molecular function: protein serine/threonine kinase activator activity. The transcript is spliced from 5 exons.